CUGGCCAGGACUUGGGCCUGCGGGUCUCCAGACGACCCCCGGGGCGGGCGGGCGGGCGGAGAAGGGCGCGGCGCCUCCCGGGGCUGGGGCCGCGCAGCUGCCCGGGCUGGGGGAGGCGCUCCGGAAAUACAUUGCGCGCUUCGGAGUCAGGCGGCCCGCGUUUGGGACACAGAAAGUGACAGUCCCUGCAGGCACGUGCGCCCCGGCCGCCCACGUGGUGCCUGGGCUGGGUGUGAUCCCGGCUGUGGUCGCCAGCAUUGAGAGCCAGAGACCAUCCCGCGCCCAGCCCCCUGCCUGCCCGCCCAGCCUUGUCACCCGAGCGCGCGUGGCACUCGGGGUCUGGAGCCCGUACCUGCCUGUGAUGGACCGCAGCCUUUCCAAGACUCCGUAUCGAUGACCAGGGCAUUGCCGGAUGUUUCUUUAAAGAGCGCUUGCCCUUGAGCGAUGGCAGAAGCUGUGUUCCACGCCCCAAAGAGGAAAAGAAGAGUGCACGAGAGCUACGAGUCUCCCCUGCCGAUCCCCCUCGGCCAGGACCCAGGUCCCCGGAAGGAGUUCAGAGCAUUCCGGGCUGAGAUGGUCAACAACCACGUGAUCGUGAGGAGCCCGGCGGACAUGGAGCAGCUGUACGGGAAAGGUUAUUUUGGAAAAGGCACUCUCUCAAGAAGCCGUCCAAACUUCUCCCUGUCGGACCCGAAGCUGGCUGCCCAGUGGAAAGAUGUGGAGACCAGCAUGCCCAUCGUCACGGCAGAGAGGUAUCAGCGUCAUCUGGCCUGGGCCACGGAGCUCCUGCGCAGACAGGGCCAGGACGAGAGCACCGUGCGCAGGGUCCUUGAGGAGUACACAAGGCCACUCAAGCGUCCCGGAGAGAGCAGCGCAGAGGGGCGACUGCGGGCUGGGCCCGUGGCGGGGACAGGGACAGAGGGACUUCCUGGCAUGGAUGGAGCCUCUGGAACCGCAGAGGAGGCGGGAGAGGCCGGCCUGGGCUCUGGGCCUGGCCCACUGGUUGCAGCCAGCUUUGGGGAGCACACGGGAGAGGACCCUGCGUCUGCUCCCCAGGUCCCUGGCUGUGCACAGGACACGCUCAGCCCGCAGAGUUGCCUUGAGCCUGCGGCCAGUGGCCCACUAGCCGGCAUCCUGUGUACCGGAGAGAGGGAGCCCGGCCCCGAGUUCGUGCUCGUGGAGGAGGAGACGAGCAGCAGGAGCGAGGGGGAGGACACCCCGGAGGAGGAGUUGGUGCAAAGAAAGAGGUUAAUAUGCAGAAGAAACCCCUACCGGAUCUUCGAGUAUCUGCAGCUCAGCCUGGAAGAGGCCUUCUUCCUGGUCUAUGCGUUGGGGUGUCUGAGUGUCUACUACAAGAAGGAGCCCCUGACGAUCGUAAAGCUCUGGCAAGCGUUCACAGCAAUUCAGCCCACAUUCAGGACGACCUACGGGGCCUACCACUACUUCCGGAGCAAGGGCUGGGUGCCCAAGACGGGGCUCAAGUAUGGGACAGACCUGCUGCUGUAUCGGAAAGGCCCUCCAUUUUACCAUGCCAGCUAUUCUGUCAUCGUGGAGCUCGUGGACGAGCGCUUCGCAGGCCCCCUCCGCAGACCUUUCACUUGGAAGUCGCUGGCCACCCUCAGCAGAGUUUCAGGCAAUGUCUCCAAGGAACUUAUGCUGUGCUACCUGAUUAAACCCGCCACCAUGACCGACAAAGACAUGGAGUCCCCAGAAUGUCUGAGGAAAAUUAAGGUUCAGGAAGUGAUUCUCAGUCGGUGGGUGUCUUCCCGGGAGAGAAGCAACCAAGACGAGCUGUAGCAGUCUGUCCUCGGGCCUCGUUCCCCCAAAAGCCAGGUUCAGAGAGGUGAAACGUCCUUCCACAUCACUGGAAAAGGCAGGAUGCUCGCAGCGUCAGAAAACUGCUCAUGCUGUAAAAGAUAAAGAUACAGCAGUCGGGGGUAGAGCUCAGCAUGCCAGCCCUGGGCUCCGUGCCUGCAGGGGCUUGUGCUGGGACUACAGGUUCUGUCCUCGAGCAGCUCACAAAACUCCCACUGAGCCUGAGUUUUCUGACCCUGUCCUCGCCCACUGGAGGUGACCAGCCAGCUGCUCAGAGGACUGUCCUGCUCGCGAUGUUUACCUGGAGAUGGGACAGCACUCUACAGUUCAUCACGCACCUUCGUACACAGCUGUCUCUUGCUGCUCACGUCUAGUCUGUUCCAGAGAGGACAUCGGAGAAUAGAUCGAGGGAUCACCUGACCCCGUGUUCCCAUUACUUCAAAUGGAAAAGACACCAGUGUGUCUCAGCUUUUCCAAGGCCUUCAACCAGUGAGACAUGCACAGCGUUAUAUUACCUCAGAGGUCUCUUCAUUCUAUGACUGCUUUAUCGUGAGAUCAGAUAUCCCUGAUGUUUUAACAGCGAGUUUGGUAAGUGUGGUCCCUAAAGUCAGGGUGCUGAAGUGUUCGUCUCUGACCUGCCGUGUACAGGGGCAGCCUGGGAAGCCUGUGACACUGAGCUCUAGUCAUCUCGUCUGUAAACCCCACAGGGUCGCACUGCGGGUGUGAGCGACAUCGUGCAAGGAAAAUGGUACGUUGGUGCAUACCAGCCAUGGAAGCAUCUUUGGGGCAGAAUGCGUCUACAGAAAUAAAUGUUGGCUAUAAUUUCA
Messenger RNA from Chinchilla lanigera (long-tailed chinchilla), 2642 nucleotides. It is a transcript of the gene Tsen2, whose product is annotated as TSEN2 tRNA splicing endonuclease subunit. Bases 445 to 1797 code for a protein of 450 amino acids. Gene Ontology annotation, cellular component: tRNA-intron endonuclease complex. The transcript is spliced from 12 exons. The record is from RefSeq and is a predicted model, not a curated record. Gene Ontology annotation, molecular function: tRNA-intron lyase activity; nucleic acid binding. NCBI's taxonomy places the organism in Eukaryota, Metazoa, Chordata, Mammalia, Rodentia, Chinchillidae. Gene Ontology annotation, biological process: tRNA-type intron splice site recognition and cleavage; tRNA splicing, via endonucleolytic cleavage and ligation.